This is a messenger RNA of Dermatophagoides farinae (American house dust mite), 1135 nucleotides long. RefSeq names its product astacin-like metalloprotease toxin 5. Lineage: Eukaryota; Metazoa; Arthropoda; Arachnida; Sarcoptiformes; Pyroglyphidae. Gene Ontology annotation, molecular function: zinc ion binding; metalloendopeptidase activity. The record is from RefSeq and is a predicted model, not a curated record. Gene Ontology annotation, biological process: proteolysis.
UCAAUUUUUUUUUUUUUGAAUCAAUGUCAGAUUUAAUUCAUUUUAGUUUGAUCAAAACAACAACGACAACGAUAAUGGUCCAUGUAUAAUCGAAAAUCGUGUUUUUUAGCAUUGCCGACGAUCAUUAUGAUGCCGAUUAUUAUCGGCUAUUUCCAAUCAUUCGAAUCAAUCGAUAAUGGUAUCCAAUUAUAUAUGGUGGCAGGUCGAUCGUCAUCGAUACGAGAAUCAGUCAUCAUCAGAAGCAGCAACAGUAGAAGAAGACGUCGACCAAAUAUUGGCCAAAUAUUAUCCAACAAUCGUAAUCACCGUUUAUGGCCUAAUGGUAUUAUACCAUAUCAGAUAUCCAAAUCAUUACAACGACAUCGAUCAACAAUAAUACAUGCUAUGCGAAAAAUUGAACAAAGUACAUGUAUUAGUUUUCAACAACGUCAAUUAGUACAUCGAGAUUACUUACAUUUAACCAAUGGCGAUGGUUGUCAUUCAAUUGUCGGACGAUUAGGUGGCCGACAAACUGUGUCAUUGGGUAAUGGUUGUCAUGAUUUAGGUAGCGUGAUACAUGAAUUAUGUCAUGCAAUCGGUCUGUAUCAUGAACAUAUGCGCUAUGAUCGUGAUCAUUAUCUCCAAAUUCAUUGGUCAAAUAUUCAACCUGAAAUGAUGGAACAAUUUGUGAAGAUACCAAUUAGUGAAUAUAAUCCAGCAAAUCAUUUUGAUUAUAAUUCCAUCAUGAUUUAUGGAUCAAAAGCAUUCAGUAAAAAUGGCGGACCAACAAUGAUACCACGGAAUCGUCGAAUUAAAUUACGUGAAUCAUAUUCUAAACGAUCCCUUUCUCAAGCUGAUAUAACGAAUAUAAAUGCAUUAUAUGAAUGUUAAAAUUUAAAUUAUCAAUUUUUAUUUCAAAAUGAUAGACACACCAAUUGAUUAUAAAGAAAGUAAAAGAUCAAAUCAAUGCUAAUAAUUUAGUUUGAUGAUGGAAAUGAAAAGAAAAAGAGAAAUUACUCAUUUUUAAAUGUCGAUAAUUAAAUUUUUUUGAAAAAAUGGUGGCCAUCAAUGUUGUUUGUUUUCCAUGUUUAGAAUUCUUCACCAGCAGUAUCAUCAGCUUCGGUGGAAUCCAAACCAACCUCUUCGUAAUCUUUUU